This is a messenger RNA of Lineus longissimus, 2808 nucleotides long. RefSeq names its product peptide-N(4)-(N-acetyl-beta-glucosaminyl)asparagine amidase-like. Gene Ontology annotation, biological process: protein deglycosylation; protein quality control for misfolded or incompletely synthesized proteins; glycoprotein catabolic process. The transcript is spliced from 5 exons. NCBI's taxonomy places the organism in Eukaryota, Metazoa, Nemertea, Pilidiophora, Heteronemertea, Lineidae. The record is from RefSeq and is a predicted model, not a curated record. The coding region runs from base 106 to 2094 and encodes 662 amino acids. Gene Ontology annotation, cellular component: cytoplasm; nucleus; cytosol. Gene Ontology annotation, molecular function: peptide-N4-(N-acetyl-beta-glucosaminyl)asparagine amidase activity.
AGAUUCAAAAAGUAAGAAGCAGAUUGAUAGAAAUUGGCCACACCCAACCGAAAGUGGUCAUUCGUAUAGGUCAUUCGAGAAAGUUAAGCCAAAACACCAUCGAAAAUGGCUCCGAUUUUAGGAAGCAACUUCACAAGUGUGGAAGAACUUUCCACAAAUACUCGAGAAGUCUUUCUCGAUGCCACCGAAAUACUGCUUAGGUUUGCGAAGAAUGUUCUAGACCAACCAAACAAUGAAAAAUUUAGGAAGAUAAGAGUUGCUAACAAGCACGUACAGAGCAAAGUUUUGCCGGUUGCUGGUGGAAUGCAAUGUCUUUUUGAAAUGGGUUUUGAGGAGGACACCAAUGGCGAAUUCCUCAAUCUCCCAAUGACCACAUCCUUGGACCAACUGAAAGCCAUUAGAGAGGAGUUAUUAGUUAGGAGAGAGAAGUAUGGUGUCAAAUCCAAUGCUGCCAGUGGUGAGAGGCAAGAACCCUAUGGUGCUGCAGCAGCAUCUGGUGGCAAUGAGAGGAACCUUGAGUUGCCCUCCCCAGCUGGUGCGACUUCAACCAGUGUGCCUUCAGCAAGUGCGAGUAAUGUCCAAGGAGAGCCUAAUGAUUACAUGAGCAGAAUGUCCAAAGAACUUUCCUUCUUCACCAAGAUGAGAACUCAGCUUGCCCAAGUUUUGCUGUAUGAGAAUCCAGCCUUGCAGUUCAUGGCCAAGAGGUGUAUUCCAGUAGAAGCCCUGCAGGAAUUGGCUACUAAGAAAGAACAGGCUAUGAAGGAAGCCUUGAAAGAAGGUGAAAGCAACUCCAAACUUCCUGAUCUGAAUGAUUUCAUACUGCUUGAACUCUUGACUUGGUUUAAAUCACAGUUCUUUUCUUGGGUUGAUGCUCCUCCAUGUGAGGUGUGUGGCGGGACUCCUGAAGCUUGUGGCAGUGCUGAGCCAACUCCUGAAGAUUUGAAGUACGGUGCUAGUCGUGUAGAGAACUACUGGUGCAGCAAGUGUCGCAGAUACGAGAGAUUCCCCCGCUAUAACCAUCCAGGGAAGCUUCUCGAGACUAAGCGGGGCCGCUGUGGCGAGUGGGCCAACUGUUUUUGCCAGCUGUGCCGAGCACUUGGUUUUGAAACUCGGUUUGUCCUGGACUGGACUGACCAUGUCUGGGCUGAGGUAUACUCCCAUGCUCAAGAAAAAUGGCUUCAUUGUGAUCCCUGUGAAAAUAUCUGUGAUAAACCUUUGACCUACGAAGUUGGGUGGGGGAAGAAACUGAGUUAUGUCCUGGCGUUUUCAAAAGAUGACAUCCAGGAUGUCACCUGUCGAUACACUUGUAACAAUGAAGAGAUUCUAAAAAGGCGCACAGAGUGUCGUGAAGGGUGGCUGGCCCAUCAGAUCACAAAACUCUGCAACGAUCGUCAGAAAUCUCUAACUGAGGAGAGAAGGAAAGAACUUCAGAAAAGAGCAGUCCGUGAGAUUGGUGAGUUUUUCAGACCAAAGAAUGUAAAGCAAGGUGAAUUGGAAGGCAGGUCAUCAGGUUCGCUUGCAUGGCGGCUGGCACGAGGGGAAACUGGGGCAAGCUCCACGGCUUGUAAGACUGGAGAGUUGUUCAAGCUGACAGCGAAGGAAAGGGAGAGGAAGGUGUUCCACUUACGUUACUGCUGUGCGAGUGAUAAAUACGAGAGGAUCGGAGACGGCUCUGAAAUGAUGGGGUGGGAUUCGUGCCUGUUUGAAGUGGAGAACGUGUUUCGUAAGGAGGAGCACGACUGGAAGAUGGUGUACUUGGCCAGGACAGAAGGAUCAGCUGCAGCUAGCAUCAAAUGGAAGUUUGACUUCAGAGAAUCUGGUUUGGUUGUGGACCAUGUAACCAUCAAGGCUUGCAGUGCAACAUACGAGAGUGGGACUAUCCGAUGGACACUAUGCAGUGAUGCCUCCUGUGUAAUGCUCGAUGGAAGUUCACAGAUUGAUACCAUGGACCUAAGUGGGAGUGAUGUUUUGACACUGACUGCGGACAUGUCCGGAGGGAAUGGUGACGUAGCAUGGCAGCAUACACAGCUCUUCAGACAGGGGACUGAGGAGACAGCUGUACAUCCUCUCGAGCUCAGGAUCACGUUCAAGUAACAGAGGAUUUCUAUGUCGCCCAAAAGUUGCGAUCAUCCACGCAGCAGUCUGCUGCUAUCAUACAUAAACAUUUCUCAAGGGCUUGGAAAAUCAUUCUAAAGAUCAGUUCAGCUGGCACAUUUUUGCCGAUUUUCGGGCAGCCAAAAAGCUAGCUAUGGGGUGAGCUGAGUUUCUACACCAGUGUUGAUGCCAGGAUAAUUGGGUAAUCGAUAUAUCAUGUACUUAUGCCGAGCAUCAUAUGAUUCCUUAAAGGCAGGAGCUGGGUGGUCACCAGAUGAUCAAUAUCAUGGCCAGUUAAGGGAACUGGUUCUGGUGUUACAGAGUGAUAAAAGGGUACAUGCAUGCUCCUGCCUCUCGUCUCCUUUGAAAAAUGGAUAAUUUUUUGUUGUUGUUUUGGGUAUGGAUACUGUCCUGACUAAGUUAUUAAUGGGUAUGGUGGAAUUGUUAGGAAAAUAUUGUAUUUGUUUUUACAAAAUAUAAUGAUAUUUUUACAUAAGAAUAGUUCAGCAGCACUGAUAGCAUUAUAACAUUGCUUCCUCUGUAUCAUAAACUAGUUCACUACUGCUUUUUGUGCCAUUUCUCAUCAUUGUAGGUUGUCUUUUUGAAAUAGGACUACCAAGCAUAUGAUUGUACUCGAAAAGUAUCAUGAAAAUUGUUUGCUUUAAGGAUACCAUGUCAUUGGAGGACAUCAUGUAAAUUGCAAAAUCUGGAAAA